AUGGUCACGAUGACCGCUGCCAACGGGAUUCUCAAACAGCAUUCAAAACAGAAAAGCUCAAAAAGCCAAGAUGUUAAAGUGAAUGGACAUCAGAAGAAGAUCCAGAAACAUGGCCCGGGGAUCAGCGUUGCCUCCAGGCAGCCGAGGCACGAGGUGUUUGAGCAGGCGCCCAUGUACGUGGCAGUCAUGACUUACCUGGGCUUCGGCCUCGUAACCCUUUUUGGCUACUUCAGAGAUUUCCUCAGGGCUGUGGGCUUAGAGAAGUGCCACCAGGCUCAGGAGAGAGCAGAGCAGAAGGAUUUUGUGCCUUUAUAUCAAGACUUUGAAAACUUCUAUACUCGUAAUCUGUACAUGAGGGUACGGGAUAACUGGAACCGUCCGAUAUGCAGCCUGCCAGGACCUGUGUUUGACCUCAUAGAGAGAGUUUCUGAUGACUACAACUGGACAUUCAGGUUUACAGGGAAGACCAUACCAAAUGUGAUCAAUGUGGGAUCAUACAACUACCUGGGUUUCGCAGAGAACAAUGUGGAUUUUCUAAAGACUGUGGCCGAGAAAACACAACAGUUUGGUGUUGGAGUGUGCAGCACCAGACAGGAAAUGGCAAACCUGAGUCUGCACCAGGAGCUGGAGCAACUGGUGGCCAAUUUCCUUGGAGUGGAGUCCUCCAUGACCUUUGGAAUGGGCUUUGCUACUAACUCAAUGAACAUCCCUGCACUUGUUGGGAAGGGCUGUCUGAUCCUGAGUGAUGAGCUUAACCACACAUCGCUCAUAUUAGGAGCCAGACUGUCUGGAGCAACUAUACGGGUGUUCAAACACAACAACAUGCACAGUUUGGAGAAGAUGCUUCGAGAGGCAAUUUGUUCAGGGCAACCUCGGACCCACAGACCCUGGAAGAAGAUCUUAAUCAUGGUAGAAGGCAUCUACAGCAUGGAGGGCUCGGUGGUGCGCCUCUCAGAGAUCAUCGCCUUAAAGAAGAAGUACAGAGCUUACCUGUACUUGGACGAGGCUCACAGCAUCGGAGCAGUGGGGCCGACGGGCAGAGGGGUCACCGAACUCUUCAACGUCAACACUGCAGACGUGGACAUCAUGAUGGGCACUUUCACCAAGAGCUUUGGGGCCUGCGGAGGCUACAUCGCAGGCAACAAGGUGCUUGUGGACCACCUGCGCAGACAUUCCCACAGCGCGGUCUACGCCACUGCCAUGUCCCCCCCUGUCACUGAGCAGGUUAUCCGGGCCAUGAAAUGCAUAAUGGGCAAAGACGGGGGCAACGAAGGGAUAAGACGCGUGCGCCAACUGGCAGAAAACACCCGGUACUUCAGAGCCAGACUGAAGAAGAUGGGCUUCAUCAUCUAUGGAAACGAUGACUCGCCUGUAGUGCCCAUCCUGCUCUACAUGCCCGCCAAAGUGGUUGCCUUCGCUCGGGAAAUGCUAGAGCGGAGAAUCGGUGUGGUGGUGGUGGGAUUCCCUGCAACUCCGAUCACUGAGGCCCGGGCGCGCUUCUGUCUGUCCGCGGCGCACACCAGAGACAUGCUGGACCUGGUGCUGCAUCAUAUGAAUGAAGUGGGGGAUCUGUUGUGUCUGAAGUUUUCACGGCGGAAUCUCGGUGUCUGUGACGACGUGGAACACGAGACUCACUGA
Knipowitschia caucasica is the source of this 1638-nucleotide messenger RNA. The record is from the annotation of a GenBank genome assembly. Lineage: Eukaryota; Metazoa; Chordata; Actinopteri; Gobiiformes; Gobiidae.